This is a messenger RNA of Anoplopoma fimbria (sablefish), 5234 nucleotides long. RefSeq names its product death-domain associated protein (gene daxx). Gene Ontology annotation, molecular function: histone binding. Bases 362 to 2608 code for a protein of 748 amino acids. The transcript has 11 exons. NCBI's taxonomy places the organism in Eukaryota, Metazoa, Chordata, Actinopteri, Perciformes, Anoplopomatidae. The record is from RefSeq and is a predicted model, not a curated record.
UACACUUUCAGCAACCCUUGCGAUCUCUAGUCGACAGCAUAGCAAAGUUGAUGAGCAUUGUUUUGGUAGAAAGAAAGUCUGUGGGAUUAAAAAUAUGGUUUUAAACAGUACCGUGGAUUUGUUUGUAUAGUAACGUUGGGUUACGUCAUAAAAAACAACACACUAUCUUUUCUUCCAGCUCGUUAUUUUCUUACUUCGCGCUCUUAACGCUGCUUGUCACAAUGCUAACUAGCUAGCUAAUGCUAACCAACGUUAGCAGGACUGAACACAGAAUUGUAAUGGUGCAUUGAGGUGAAACAUUUCCUUUUUUAAGACGACACGUCAAGCAGCUCACAAUCAAGAGAAAUCUCCAACGUUUUGGAUGGCGGUGGCUCCCGCUUCAAUGGCCGAUAAGAUCAUCGUCCUUGAUGAUGAUGACGACGAAGAGGAGAGUCCUCAACCCUCGUGCUCUGCCUCCAACUCGUUCUCUCAUCAACAAGCCAAAAAUGUCUUGCCACUCAGAGCUCAGCAGCCUGCCCCUACACACAUAACCCAGUCGCCUUUUGCCUCAGCGAAGAAGGACACACAUGUUCUGCAGGCUGAGAAUCAGAGACUGUUCACUGAGUUCGUGGAGCACUGCUCAACUUUCACCCAGGACUGCCCCGAGGUCUUGACCUUCCUCCAAACCAAGCAUGCCAAGGCCUCCCCAGAGUAUCUGUCAUCCGUGGAGUUCAGGAACACCUUGGGACGAUGUUUGACUCGCACUCAGGCCAACCGUUCAAAAGCCUUUGUCUACAUCAAUGAACUGUGCACUGCACUCAGGCAGCAUGCAGCGAAGAGGCGGCAGACCCUCACCAAGGUUGAGCCCGGGCCUUCUACCUCAACAUCAAGUUCUGCCCAGUUUACCUCUGAUUUGCCCAAAAGGAAAGACGGGAGUAAAGAUAAGAUGAACGAGGAAGAGGAAGGGGUGAAAACGUCAGCGGAGGAUAAGCAUGCUACCACCUCAGGGCUGCAGGAGGGCGAUCAUAAAGAGGAACAGGAAGCAGAGAAAAAGGCGAAGAGGGCAUCCAGGAAACAGAUAGCGUACCUGGAGAACCUGCUUAAGGUGUACAACGACGAGAUCUGCCGCCUGCAGCAGGCAGAGCUGAAUUUAGACGACCUUGGAACUGAGGACUCUUUAUACAUCCAGGAACACAAGCUCAAACGCAAGAUGAUGAAGAUUUAUGAAAAGCUGUGUGAACUUAAGAACUGCAGCACUCUAACAGGCCGAGUCAUUGAGCACAGGAUCCGCUACAAUAGCACUCGUUAUCCUGAGAUCAACAGGAAGAUUGAGCGUUUUAUUAACAGUCCUGAGGCGCAGCGGAACCCUCCGGAUUACCAAGACAUCCUCCAGCAGGUGCUGCGCGCUAAUGAGCGCCACAACCUGUGCCUCAGCCGAAAGCAGCUGAACCAGAUGGCCCUGGAGGCUUUCAGAGAGACCGGGAGCUGCAUGCAGGAGAGACGCCACCUGGACCUGGUCUACAACUUCGGCUCGCGGCUCACUGACGCCUACAAGCCUGCCACUGACCCGGCUCUGGCGGACCCUUCAUUGCUGCGGAAGCUUCGGACGAACAGAGAAGUGGCUCUGUCCCGUCUCGAGGAGGUCAUCACCAAGUACGCCAUCAAACAAGAGGAUACGGAAGAGCAGGAGAGGGCCAAAAGGCUGGAGAAAGACAGCAAGGAGAAAGAGGCCCACAAAUCAGAAAACGGAGAAGGACAUAAAGAGGUGAAUGGAGUGGCAGAGGUGGAGGAAGAAGAUGAGGAUGACGAUGAAGAAGAUGAUUCAUCAGACACAGACAUUGAUGAAGAGAUCGAGGCCAGCACCCAGCAGGAUGGACCAGACAAUGACGAGAACGAUGAUGGCGGUAACGAGGCGGAACCAGCAUGUGAUGGUACCAACAAGGAGGAUCAGUUGGCAGGAAGUGUUUCGGCAGGGGAAGAAGAAAGCGUGAAAGAUGAGGAUGAGGAGCCAGCAAGUGGACUCAGUCCUCUUUCUGAGGACAGCAAGCCCCGAAUCUCUCCGCUGUCUGACCUCCCCUCCCCUAGACAGAGCCCCAGCCAAUCAGAGCCAAUGCAGACCGAUGACCAGACGCCGUUAUCUAAUGGUAACCAUGCAGUAUUAGAGGAGCCUGUGGAUUCCUCCAAUCAUCUCUCAGUCGUGCUGGUAAGCACAAGCAAAGUCACUAAGGACCCUUCAGACGUUUCUAUGGCGACAGCCAACGGGGUGUCAGUGCCCCUGUCGCCCGCGGUUAUCGUAGAAAAUUGUGACACACAGACUACCAACGGCACGUCGCCGCCGCCCAGCCUCAGAGCCACCAGGAGCCAGAAGAGGAAGAGGGAGGACAUGACAUCAGGGAACUCCCGAAAUAAUAAGCACAUACUCAUCCAUGACAGUGAGACGGAUAUCCCUCUGGAUAUGGGCGUAUUCAGCUGCAACUCUCCACAGCAGGCGGAGUCAAACCGAGCAGACACUCCAACCCAUGAAAUGGUCAGCAGCUCACAGUCGACGCCGCCUCCCAAGAAAAACAAGGUCAACGUGGCCACACAGUGUGACCCAGAUGAGGUCAUCGUCCUGUCGGACUCGGAGUGACCUUUGACCUCUCACUGUGCUGCAAGAUUAGUCCACAUCUCACCUGUAUUCUAGGUCAGAGUUCCUGAACGGAUGCAUUUUUAAGGACCGGCCUUGACUUCUGGCUUGUAAGAAGAGGAAAAAGCUCAAUUUUUUCCCCAAAUCAAAAUUGUGAAACUUCUGUCAUAAGUAUGAUCCAAACAGACAUUGACACGUUUUUACAAAAUGCACAACAGCUUUUCUUAGCUGUGGAAGACAGAGAAAACUAUGAAUUUAGUACCUCAUGUCACUUGAGUGCAUACACCCAAACAAAAGCCAAGACAAGUGCUUUUGUAAAAGACUUGAAUAAAUUAAUUGUAACCUAAAAUUUGAAUGAAAGCUUUUUAAAGAGGGCACGAUUUGGUUUUGUUUUUGGAAAAUCAAGGAGUCCUCGUCUUCUACGGUGAACACAAGAGAAUACAGCUGAAACGGUGGCUGACGUUUACCUCGGCUGUCUUCUCUGCCUUUUUGGGUGCAGUGAAGAUGACCUCAUCGGAAUCUAUUGGGUGAUCCAAACAGCCAAACUCCUUCUGGUUGCAUUGACAUGAGGAUAACUUGUUAGUGGUUUAGGUAAGAAACCAGUGCCUGAAUACAUGAACUGUGCAGCCGGACGCUUGGCCCAGAUUGGGGGGGGUUGUUUCCACAGACACUCGACUGGCGAGGGCUUUGGUCGCUCACUGCCAGUUUGUUUACAUUUUUAUAUUUCAAUUGUAUUUUUUUCAUAAAGGACAGAGGGGAGGUAGUGGGCUGUAUAAAAACAAUUUUGAGAUGCCAUUGUUUUACUUGCUAUUUAUGACGUGCAUUGAAUCAGUGAGCUGUUUGGUUUGUGGUUUCAUAAUAGAGAACAUUUUAAACAUUUUCUUUUUAUGUUUCCCCUCCAAACAUAUUUCUAUUUUUUAGGAUUGUUAUAAAGUAAGUUAGUUUUUUUUAUUCAGACCAGUGUCUGCUGCGGGAUAGCUUAAUAGUUUCCAGAUAGUUAUUGGUUUAAAUGACAAACUUUGACAUGUCUCAUACACAAAUCUUUGAAUGCUGAGGUUAAGCAAUAUUCUAUACAUUUCUUAUUGUCAACAAAUCCUGUGCAAAGACCAAAACAGAGAAUUGUUACUUAACUCUGUAUCCAGAGCCUGAUAAAUCUUCUUCCUCUGGGCCACAGAGCUCCGUUGUUGUCCACUAGCUAAAAAAUACACCAAGCAGCUCCACUGUAGGACUGGGUGACAUGUUCCAACAUAAUAAUGAACAUGCACUCUGGAGUUUUAGUCAGUCCCACAUACAUGUCCUGCUGCUGCUGGAAAUACUAGAGCACCGAAUGUGUAUUAAUCCACAGCUGAAAAUAGUCCCAAACAAUAGCACUUUUAGCUCCUUGAGUAAUGUUUGCAUAAAAAAACCUACUCUAUCCAGGCGGUUUAGGAAAUACCUGAGGAACCAAUGGUCUUUGAGCUGAGAGCAGCAUAAAUCAGUCAAGGGAGGGAGAGGUGGACUAACACAUUGUUGGUUUUGGUCUUUGCGUGGUAUUUGUUAACAUUGAGCCUUAUCCUUUAAGUAGCUAUAGCACAAAUAUGUUUCCUUGUGAUUGGGACACGUUUCAAAGCAAAAGAGGGGAAGUUCAGUUUGAAGAAUAUCCCUUAAUUCAUCAGUUUCACCAUGACACUGAUAAAUUCAACCUGUGCCUCUGCCCAGCCCUGAUAACUACAUUUAUUCACCCAGUCCGCUGAGCUUAAGCACGGCCAAAAUCAAAACUUACCACACUAGCAUUUGUCUAAAUCGUUUAAAGCAUAGAUGUAUUUAUUUUGAAUAAACUUGGCAGAGUUAAGGAUCCUAAACUCCUGAGUCUAUUGGCCAGAAGGAUAUUUUAUUCUGAUACGCAAUGAUUCCUUUUCAUACAGAUGAUCAUUGUUUGUAGCCGCAGCUUUUACAUCGAAGUUCCCUGCUGUCCAUACACUGGGUAUUGAGAUCCAUUUAGCACUACAGGUGAAAUGUCUACAUCCCUGUCGUAUUUGAGAUAAAGUUUUGUUUUGUCUAGUUUUUAUCUUGAUAAAAGUUACAAUCUGAAAGAUCUCCAUUUCGUCUACCGCUUGUGUUUUUUCCUGAUGAUGUUGCCACAGACUCCCAGUUCUUAAUACUUAAAUGGAAGGGCUUUCAUCAGUCGGUCAGGGGCUCAAUCCCCAUCCUAUUACCUCAUCAAACCAUAGCAACUUAACAGACAUUUAUUUAAUGGAAAUCCAUAAGAUUAUUACUUAAAUACAGUGUUGCACUUAAGAUGCCCAGCCUUUGAUGAAUGAGACUUUAUUUAUGACAGGUAUGUAUUGCAUCCUUUCAUUAGAACUUGUUGGCUGGUCCUCAUGUAACAGAAGUCUGAGUCUUUUGGUGAGGGGAUAUUUUCUUCCUGACACAGUCCCUGGUUUUGUCUUUUCCUCCUGAAUCCUGUUAUUGUUCUGUUUUUCCCACACAGGUGAAAUCAAAUUUCGGGUAAAUAGUCUUUUCAGACUUACUAGAAUGUAGACCUGGAAUGUAGUUAUCAUAGCUACGAUCUAUCGGGCCUCAUUUAUGCAGCGGAGUGAUCCAUAAUAAACUGUGAUAUUUUUUUUUUUCAUUUUUGAUAAAUAAAUGA